AUGGCGGCCGCUGAAAUACAAGUUGUGAAUCCAUCUAAUUUAGCAAAGAUAGAAAGUUUUCUCAAUGAUCCAAGUUACAAGGAAAUUAUUGAAAAUUCAUCGACAUUUAACUCACGAUUAUGUGCGGAAAGAAGGAUGCGAAUGCCAUUUAUCGACACACAAACUGGUGUUGCUCAAAGUCAUUGCAAUUUGUUUAUGACGAGGAAACAACGUAUGCCUGGUGCGAGAGAAGGUCAGGUGUACACAUAUCCUUCACAAAGAUGGCGUAAGGCUCGACGUCAGUAUCUGACAAUGUCUUCAACACGUUGGGGAUGGAGUGCUUUAGACGCUUUCGAAAAUGCUGGCGAUGGUGAAAAUAGUUCUGGAAUACCAGGGGAUGCAUUCGCUGGAGAAGACAGCCGUGACGGCUCACAGACUGCUGCCAAAGAUGAUCCAAAGGAAUGGUUUUACGACGAGCUUGCGAUAGAAGAAAUGGAAACCGGUGAAGAGCCUGAUCCAGAGUCCGACGAAGAUUAUUAUGACGACACUUACGCAAACCGUCGCAAGCGCCGAGGCGUAGCACCUACUGGACCAGGAUCUCGCGGUGGCCGGAGGGGCAACAAGCAGCCUGACGAUGCCCCACCAAAACGAGGCCGCGCGGGUCGAGGCCGCAAGCGGGCUGGUCAAGGCACAUUACCGUAUGAAGUCCCCGGCGACGCAGAGAAGCCAUAUGGAUGUGAACUGUGCGGAGCGAAGUACAAAACGCGUCCCGGGCUGACGUACCACUUCACGCACACGCACAAGGAGGCGGGCGCGGGGGCGGGCGCGGGGGGCGCGGGCGGCGCGACGGCGGCCGCGGCCUGCAGCGACGGCGACUCGCGCGACUCGCGGCCCGGCGCGCACACGCCCCCGGCCGCGCCCGCACAGCCCGCCACCGAGUACCAGGACAGCUACGUCACCUUCCUCAACAACCCCGCCGCCACACCGGGCGCGCGUAAGCCUUCGCCUCCACCGCGGCCGGCUUCCGCGGACACGUCGUCGUCGGACUCCGCGCACGCGCCGCUCGUGGCGCCGGGCACCGCGGCCGCCGCCCCCGCACCCGCUCCCACCCCUACCCCUACCCCCGCCGCCCCCACCGUCCCCGCCGCUCCCGCUGUCCCCGCUCCUGUCGCUUCCGUAUCCGCACCCGCUGCAGCGAGCAUCAUGCCCGUGCUGAAGGAGCCUAAAACCAAGGCAUCACCGUCGCCAUACUGUGACUUCUGUCUCGGUGAUGACCGUGAGAAUAAAAAGACUGGAACACCAGAAGAAUUAGUCAGCUGUUCCGACUGCGGACGGUCAGGUCACCCGACAUGUCUACAGUUUACUGUGAACAUGAUCGUGUCCGUGCGCAAGUAUCGCUGGCAAUGCAUCGAGUGCAAAUGCUGCUCGGUUUGCGGAAAUAGCGACAAUGAUGACCAGUUGUUGUUCUGCGACGAUUGCGACCGCGGCUACCACAUGUAUUGCCUGGCGCCACCGUUGGAAACCCCACCUGAGGGCUCCUGGUCGUGUGCACUUUGCAUCAAUGAGUUCCACACCAAGCACUAA
Molecule: messenger RNA, 1563 nt
Organism: Parnassius mnemosyne (clouded apollo)
Lineage: Eukaryota; Metazoa; Arthropoda; Insecta; Lepidoptera; Papilionidae
Source: the annotation of a GenBank genome assembly